AUGGCCAUCAAGAACAGGGUUCGCCAGACAGGACCCAUCAAUGACCAACGGGGAUCAUCCUCAUCAUCUUCCUCAGGAGCAACAUCAGUCCAGGCAUCACAGUUGACUCUCUUCCGUCCUAUCGAACUCGUUACACAGCUCCUGACCAACCAUGCACAUAUCUGGAAGCUGGCCGGACUUUUGCUCCUCUUUGAGAUCCUCCUCAACAUCGUCAUCAUCAAGAAGAUUCCAUACACGGAGAUUGACUGGGCGGCGUAUAUGCAGGAAGUGUCGGGAUACUUGAAGGGAGAGACGGAUUACACAAAGCUUCAGGGCGAUACGGGACCAUUGGUUUACCCUGCCGGAUUUGUGUAUAUCUACUCGACACUCUACUACGCGACAGACUUUGGAGAGAAUAUCUUACGUGGCCAAUGGAUCUUUAUGGGCCUCUACCUGAUGACACUUGUCAUCGUCUUUUCCAUCUACGCCAAGGACAAAUCCAUCCCGCCGUAUGUGCUGAUCCCAGUGUGUCUGUCAAGGAGGUUGCACUCGAUCUAUGUGCUUAGGCUGUUUAACGAUCCUGUGGCCAUGUUCUUCCUGUACGCCGCCACACUUGCCUUCCUCAACCGGCGGUGGGCCCUCAGCAGCACCUUAUUCAGCUUGGCGGUGUCCAUAAAGAUGAACAUCCUCCUCUUCUUCCCAGCAUUCGGAUUCCUCCUCUGGCAGACCCAAGGCAUUAUCGGCACAGUCGCCCAAUUGACAAUCAUGGUCCUGAUCCAAGUCCUUCUCUCAUUGCCGUUCACACUCCACCACCCAAGGAGUUACCUCAACAAGGCGUUUGAGUUCUCGAGGGUCUUUCAAUCGGACGGCGGAAUCGUUGCGGUGAUCAAUAAGGGCUUCAAAGCUUCCCCCACCGUGCUUGCAACCAAUGCCCGAUACAUGCGACCAAGCCACGUACUCACCCUGCUAUUCACCAGCAACUUUAUUGGGAUCGUUUUCGCUCGAUCGCUGCACUACCAGUUCUAUGCAUGGUACUCUAUGACCCUCCCUUACCUCCUCUACCAGACCCGGAUUCCUGUAGUGUUGAGUAUGGUCUUGUUGGGUGCUAUUGAGUGGUCCUGGAAUGUGUUCCCGGCCACUGCUGAGAGUUCGGGAGUUUUGGUGAUCAGCCAUUUGAUCAUCUUGGUGGGACUUUGGGUCGGGAAAAAGUCUGUUGGUUCCCAGAAGAAGAGCAACUAG
Linnemannia hyalina is the source of this 1218-nucleotide messenger RNA. The record is from the annotation of a GenBank genome assembly. Lineage: Eukaryota; Fungi; Mortierellomycota; Mortierellomycetes; Mortierellales; Mortierellaceae.